Messenger RNA from Spathaspora passalidarum NRRL Y-27907, 3426 nucleotides. RefSeq names its product inositol polyphosphate kinase (gene AFL1). Gene Ontology annotation, cellular component: cytosol. Bases 1 to 3426 code for a protein of 1141 amino acids. Gene Ontology annotation, biological process: inositol metabolic process; inositol phosphate biosynthetic process. The transcript has a single exon. Gene Ontology annotation, molecular function: diphosphoinositol pentakisphosphate kinase activity; inositol hexakisphosphate kinase activity; 5-diphosphoinositol pentakisphosphate 1-kinase activity. The record is from RefSeq and is a predicted model, not a curated record. Lineage: Eukaryota; Fungi; Ascomycota; Pichiomycetes; Serinales; Debaryomycetaceae.
AUGAGUGACAAUACACGCCCAAUCCCUGUUCCUAAAGUUCUAAAUGCACUGAAUCAAGAUAGCAUUGAUCCCAAGGAUGUGUCCGUGGAAUCCAGCAAGACUGUUUCACCUUUGUCUCUUCUGUUGGGAGAACAAUCUUCACUUGUUGACAGACUUCCACCUACUGCCAAAAGGAUCAGUUCCAAAUCAAUGUCUUCUCCAGCCACUGAGCGGGCAAUAGCGUCUAUUGCCCCCAUGUUGCAAUCAUUCACUCCCAAGACUUCUGCUGAAGAUUCAGCAUCAAGACUAAACUCUACUUCGGUGUCGUCUGGUAACAACAGUACCGAAAAUGUCAAUGAAGGAGAAAAUGGCCCUGAUACACUUACAGUAGAGAAUCUUAUUCAGAAUACAGAACAACUCAAACUUGAUACUGGUAAACUUUUCAAAACCAUGUCCAAUACAUCAACAACUUCAAGAAAAUCCGUAUCUGUCAGUAAAGAUGUGGUGAACACAGCCCCUACUUUGCCCAAGAUAGGUAAGAUUGGAGUAUGUGCCAUGGAUGCAAAAGUGUUGAGUAAACCCUGCCGAAAGAUUCUCAAUCGUUUAAUUGAAAAUGGUGAAUUCGAUACCGUGAUUUUCGGUGAUAAAGUUAUUCUUGAUGAGCUGAUUGAAAACUGGCCCACUUGUGACUUUUUGAUUAGUUUCUUUAGUACUGGAUUCCCAUUAGAUAAAGCUAUUUCCUAUGUAAAUUACCGUCAACCAUAUUUCAUCAACGAUUUGGUGUUUCAAAAGGCAUUCUGGGAUAGAAGAGUGGUUCUUGCCAUUUUAGAACAUGCUAAUGUCCCAACCCCUAAACGUCUUGAAAUUAGCCGUGACGGAGGUCCACAUUUAGAUAACCUUUUAUUAACUAAGAUGAAAGCUAUAGGUAUCUCAGAUGAUUUCUUGGAAAAGUUAACCAAUCAAGCUGAACCAGAUUGGGAAAUGGUUGACGAAGAUACUCUUCGUGUUGGUGACCAAGUUCUUGAAAAACCAUUUGUGGAAAAACCAGUCGAUGGUGAAGAUCAUAACGUGUAUAUUUACUAUCCUAAGUCUACUGGUGGUGGUGGACGUCGUCUUUUCAGGAAAAUAGGUAACAAAUCGUCAGAAUUUGAUCCUAAUUUGACUAGCCCAAGAACGGAAGGUUCAUACAUCUAUGAAAAAUUUAUGGAUACUGAUAACUUUGAAGAUGUUAAGGCAUAUACUGUCGGACCUGAGUUCUGCCAUGCAGAAACGAGAAAGCUGCCUGUUGUUGAUGGUAUCGUUAGAAGAGACACUCACGGGAAAGAAAUUAGAUAUAUUACCGAAUUAACUCCAGAAGAAAAAACCAUUGCUCAAAAUGUUAGUUCUACUUUUAAGCAAACUGUAUGUGGGUUUGAUUUACUUCGUGUGAAUGGGAAAUCGUAUGUCAUUGACGUGAAUGGGUUCUCAUUUGUUAAGGAUAACAAUGAAUAUUAUGACAUGUGUGCCAAGAUUCUUCGUGAUUUAUUCAUUGAAGCCAAGAAAUCUAGAGAUUACCUUAAGACUACUAUUCCACCUUCCACGAAAUUACUUCACAAAUCUCAAUUUGAAGAAAAGGAGCAAAAAUGGAGAUUCAAAGGUAUGGUCAAUAUUAUUAGACAUGCUGAUAGAACACCUAAACAAAAGUUCAAGUAUUCUUUCAGAUCUCCAUUAUUUAUUUCCUUAUUAAAGGGCCAUCUUGAAGAAGUUAUCAUUAGAGCUGUGCCUGAUUUACAAGUUGUUUUAGAGACUGUGAAGAUUGCCAUUGAUAAACAAUUGGAAGAUUUAAAGAAGUUGAAACAAUUGCAAAAUGCUCUUGAAAAGAAGAUGAAUUUCCCAGGAACAAAGAUCCAAAUUAAACCUUCAUUGAACAAGGAAAAUCCUGAAAUUGUUGAUAAAGUCCAACUUAUUUUGAAGUGGGGUGGUGAAGCAACCCAUUCAGCAAGACACCAAGCUAUUGAUGUCGGUGACCAAUUACGUCAAAAUAUCAAAUUACUUAAUCGUGAUGCCCUUAAAGAAAUCAAGGUGUACACUUCUUCUGAGCGUCGUGUGAUCACCAGUGCUCAAUAUUCCACCAUGGCCUUGCUUGGUUUAGACCCUGAAACUGAAACUCUUGCUGAUGAUUUCCUUAUUGUGAGAAAGGAUUUGCUUGAUGAUUCCAAUGCUGCGAAGGAUCUCAUGGAUAAGGUUAAGAAGAAGCUCAAGCCCUUGCUUAGACAAGGUGCCGAAGCACCACCUCAAUUCACCUGGCCACCUAAAAUGCCACAACCAUUUGAGGUUAUCAAGCGAGUUGUAGAGUUAAUGAAUUUCCAUCAACAAAUCAUGAAUUACAAUUUUGAAACUAAAGAUGUUCAAGAAUUCCAGACCAACUGGUGUUGUGGUGAAGACCCGUUCUUGUUUAAGGAAAGAUGGGAUAAAUUAUUUCAAGAAUUCAUCAGUGUGGAAAAGACUCAUCCCUCCAAGAUUAGUGAAUUGUAUGACACAAUGAAAUACGAUGCCUUGCACAACCGUCAGUUCUUACAAAAGGUGUUUUCAUUUGAUCCUAAUGAUGAAACUUUAUUGACUAGAUUGAGAGAAACUUGUGGAGAUACAGUCAAUUCCUCAGGUUUAGUCAGUGAAUAUCCUAUCAAUAUCCUUGCCAUGAAUAAUUUCAAAAUCCCAACCCAAACUGCCACUGUUCCUACAUCAACUUCAGCUGGUUCGCUAGGCUGGGUUCUUCGUGAGGCUAGUAAUUGUGCCCAUGAACCCAGCACCCAAGAAUCAUCAUCACCUACAAAAUCUCCAACUUCAAGCAAAGCCCCACAAAACCCAUUUGAUCAUCCAACCUUUGCCAGACUCCGUGAACUUUAUCGAUUAUCCAAGGUAUUAUUCGACUUUAUAUGUCCGCAAGAAUACGGAAUCAAAUCCGAAGAAAAGCUUGAUAUUGGUCUUCUUACUUCAUUGCCGCUUGCCAAACAAAUCCUUCUGGAUAUCCAAGACAUGAAGAAACAUCCUAAAUCCGCCGCUGUGGUCAACUACUUCACCAAGGAAUCACACAUCUACACCUUGCUUAACGUAAUUUAUGGCUCGCAAUUACCCAUGAAGAUUGCCAGAAAUGCCCUUCCUGAAUUAGACUACCUCCUGCAAAUCGCAUUUGAAUUGUAUGAGGCUGAUGAUCCAACUAGUUUAUUCGGAAAGAAGCAUUCUAUUAGAUUAUUGCUUUCUCCAGGUUGCCACACUCAGGAUCCAUUGGAUGUGCAAUUGGACGACGAUCAUUAUAUUGGAUGUAUUCCUCGUUUGAGUUUGACGAGACAUUUGGACAUGGAUAUGGUUACUCAACGAUUGAAGUCGAGAUUCACCAGAGUUAGUUUACCAAAGACUUUUACUCCUGUAAAUAUCCUGAGUCCUGUUGUUAAUCCAAAAGAUAAUUAA